UGAGACCGCCCAGCGGCUCCGGGAGAAGGGAUGGGGGGGGUGGGGGCGGGUGGUUGCCUGCGGGAGGCAGUUGCAGGUCAUGUGACCGGAAGGGCUCCUGACGGACGCCGUCCCUCCUCGGCGCGGCCUGAGCGCCCGGCCUGACCCCGGCCAUGGGGUGCUGCUACAGCAGCGAGAACGAGGACUCGGACCAGGACCGAGAGGAGCGGAAGCUGCUGCUGGACCCUAGCAGCCCCCCUACCAAAGCUCUCAAUGGAGCCGAGCCCAACUACCACAGCCUGCCUUCCGCUCGCACUGAUGAGCAGGCCCUACUCUCUUCCAUCCUUGCCAAGACAGCCAGCAACAUCAUUGAUGUAUCUGCUGCAGACUCACAGGGCAUGGAGCAGCAUGAGUACAUGGACCGUGCCAGGCAGUACAGCACCCGCUUGGCUGUGCUGAGCAGCAGCCUGACCCAUUGGAAGAAGCUGCCACCGCUGCCGUCUCUUACCAGCCAGCCUCACCAAGUGCUGGCCAGUGAGCCCAUCCCAUUCUCUGAUUUGCAGCAGUGCCAUGAGAACAUGACUGAUCUGCUGAAGGGUUAUGAGAUGUGUAGGUGAGAGACAUGCGAAGGAGCCAGUGAUUCCAGCUGAAGCCAUCCUAGACUAACCCACAGUCAGCCUACUCCCAGUCAAGAUCAGGAGAGUCACCCAACCCACGGAUGACUGCCAACACAUGAGUAAGCCCAGCCAAACCAGAAGAACCAUCCAGCUGACUCUAAGACUUAGAAGCAAUAAUAAAUGUUUAUUAUCUUAAGCCACUGUGUUUUGGGAUGGUUUGUUACACAGCAAUAGCUAACUUCUGCAUGCCCCCACUGUACUUUGAACAAAAUUUUAUUUCAGCCUGUUUACUCAUCUGUGAAAUGGAGACAAACCCUACUUUUAGAACUAUUGUACAUCUGGCAUCAGGUGCUCAAUAAAUGGAAGCAGUUGUAUUCUUUGUUAAUUUCAUUAUAACCAACUUUGUUUACUCCCUAUAAGCUUGAGGACAGGGACAAGACUCAGACUUCUUUCUCCCUUCUCAUCAUUACCCCACAUUGAGCCUGGCAAAAAAAAAAAAAAAUGCAUAUUCACUAAAGGUUUGAUGGACAAAUGAAAAUGGAUGGACCAUGGAAAAAUGAAAGAAGAAAUGAAGGAAUUAAUGGAAUCUUCAAGGUAUCACAUAGAGAGCUUGACUGCUGGAGAGAACUGACAAAGCCUUGAUGCUGCCAUGCUUAAUCCUGUGGCUGUGUUUUUGGAGUCAGUCUUUCCCAUCUGCUAUUCUGACUUAUGACCAGGAGAUAAUCAGAUGCCAGCACCUUCAUCUGUCCAGACUGACUGACUUGAGGAAUGACACGGUUAGGGGAAUACCUGCCUUGUUUCGGAACUGGAAUUUCUCAUUUCCAAAUUGACAGUAUCUUUAACUGUUUUGUUUUUUAAUUGUAAAAGCUAAUAUGAUAGAUGAAUAAAGUGAAAUGACAUGGAGAAGAACA
Molecule: messenger RNA, 1507 nt
Organism: Piliocolobus tephrosceles (Ugandan red Colobus)
Lineage: Eukaryota; Metazoa; Chordata; Mammalia; Primates; Cercopithecidae
Gene: LAMTOR1
Product: late endosomal/lysosomal adaptor, MAPK and MTOR activator 1
Exons: 5
Coding region: 153-596 (147 amino acids)
Biological process (GO): positive regulation of TOR signaling; cholesterol homeostasis; lysosome organization
Cellular component (GO): lysosomal membrane; Ragulator complex; late endosome membrane
Molecular function (GO): molecular adaptor activity; guanyl-nucleotide exchange factor activity
Source: RefSeq, a predicted model, not a curated record